GCGUAUUGUCAACAAGAGGAUUGAAAUCCCUAGAGUGGAGAAAGAGGGACACUACAUGGCAAAGAGUGCUCCACAAAAAGAAGAAAAGGAAAAACAAGCUAUCAUUCGGUCAUAAGAAAUCCGGCAAGGUACAACCAAACACAAGAGCACAGAUCAGAGGGCAUUCGACGCUACAAGACAC
Sphenostylis stenocarpa is the source of this 181-nucleotide messenger RNA. The record is from the annotation of a GenBank genome assembly. NCBI's taxonomy places the organism in Eukaryota, Viridiplantae, Streptophyta, Magnoliopsida, Fabales, Fabaceae.